This is a messenger RNA of Caenorhabditis remanei, 1308 nucleotides long. RefSeq lists its product as uncharacterized. The coding region runs from base 1 to 1308 and encodes 435 amino acids. The record is from RefSeq and is a predicted model, not a curated record. NCBI's taxonomy places the organism in Eukaryota, Metazoa, Nematoda, Chromadorea, Rhabditida, Rhabditidae. The transcript has 8 exons.
AUGGAGACGAUAGUGUCUCUGGUUCGUGAGAUAAGAAUCCGUGACGACAACAACAAUUAUGUGAUGGACACGGGUGGGAGACAGAUGAUGAUGCAGGAAAAACCGCUUUCGCUGACGAAAUGGCAAGAAGCGAUCGCAUGGGCGAAACUCGUCGAAAUCGUGAUUCUCGAUCGACCGAUUAUCGACAAAUCGGCGGCUCCCAACUACUCGCAAUCCGCUUUGAAAUCUCUUUCACUUUUAGUCUUCUGGCCGAAUUGGAAAGUGAGAAGACAGGCGUCGUCGAGUCUUCUGAAUAUUCUGUCGAAUGAGAAGGCGUUGUUCGCCGAGGCACUCGCCGAUUUGAUCUUUUUGGAUACGACGAAUGGAACGAUUGAUCAGUUGUUGAGACGUGUUCCCGGUUGUCCGAGUGGCGAUGGAUGGCAAGUGCCUGGUGAAUGGUACGUGUCGACACUGAAACAUCUUCUGACACCCAAAGAACCGGAAUUGGACAAAUUGGCGAUUCACACUCUCCUUUUGGCUUCAAUUCAGAGAUUAGUGGAGGUCGACGGAUCAGUUUGGUUGAGAUGGGUUCACGAACACAGAGAGUCGAAAACGUGGCAAGCGAGUGAAGUAUUCAGAGAGAACGCCAUUCAGAGAGUUUUGCAGUGCAAGAAUCGAGGUGUUAGAAACACGGCUCUCAUCACACUCGUCGCACUUCACGACGAACGUCUUCGUGCCGAUUUGUGGAAACACGUGGAAUCGAGUAUUCGCGAGUUGGAAGUGAAGGAUUACGGUAGAAUUACGGAGAACGAGAUGGCGAUUUACAAGUGUCCCGAAGGACAAUUGUAUAACACGAGAGUACUCGAUUUCGAUGAAGCCGCCGGUAUCAAAGGACAAAAAGGAACGAGUAUCGAGGAUCAGUUGGCUGAAAUUCAGUUGAUCCGAGAACUCGCUGAAAAACGACGAAAGGAAGGAAAACUGUCGACGAAACAGAAACAAGUGAUGGAUAAGGAAUUGGCGGCAGAGAAGGAGACGAGAGACGCACUGAAAUCUCUAUUUGAGACGGCCGAAGCGAAAUUGGAUGAGGCGAGAGCGAUGGUCAUCGCUGAUUCCGCCGGAGCUUUUGCUCGAUCGGAAUUGCUGUUCGACUACUGUAUGCCAAUGACUCGUUCACUUCUCGUUUCCGAACAAGCCGCCCGUCUCUUCUUGGCGUAUCGUGAUGCGUGUUUCGAGCAUACGGAUGAUUACUUGGAUGAUUUCGGAUCAUGUCCUGUUGGAAAAUUAGCUGAAAAUCUGAUUUUACUGGCAUUUGGUGCAAUGUUGAUCUGA